This is a messenger RNA of Impatiens glandulifera, 1338 nucleotides long. Its product is annotated as protein IQ-DOMAIN 17-like. Gene Ontology annotation, molecular function: protein binding. NCBI's taxonomy places the organism in Eukaryota, Viridiplantae, Streptophyta, Magnoliopsida, Ericales, Balsaminaceae. The record is from RefSeq and is a predicted model, not a curated record. The transcript is spliced from 4 exons. Bases 190 to 1155 code for a protein of 321 amino acids.
AAGAAGUUACCCGGUUCCUCAUGGUUCGCCGCUAUCAAAAGAGCAUUCAUCAAUCGAAAGGAAGAACAACAAAAUCAAGAACAAAAGGUUCCAAAUUUAUUACUAUGUUUUUAUCUUGCAUUUUGUUUUUUAAUCAUUUCAUACCCAUUAUAGAAGAAAGACAAGAGAACAUGGUUGUUCCGAAAGCCAAUGAUCAAACCAGAGACAACCAUUGCUGAGGUUCUUGUUCGACAGCCUACAAGACAUGAACUUGCUGCCAUUACCAUUCAAACCAUAUUCAGAGGAUUUUUGGCAAGAAGAGCAUUGAAAGCUUUGAGAGGAUUGGUGAAAUUACAAGCUCUUGUUAGAGGUCAUAAUGUUAGAAAACAAGCUAAAACUACACUUAGAUGUAUGCAAGCCCUUGUUCGUGUUCAAUCUCAAAUGCUCAAUCGACGCGCGAUUAGAGAUGGAGAAUCGACAUUUAGCGAUGUAGCCAGUUGUAUUCAAGCAAGAGAUAGAAUUAGCAUAUGGUCUGAAGAAUGGGAAGAAAAACAUCGGCUAGUCGAGGAAGAGGUGGUAAAAGCUAUUUUACAUGACAACAAAAGACAAUUUCAAUUAUCCCCGGCCUCAUCUAAACAGAGCAAAAGGCAUCAAUCUUUAGGAAAUGAAGGUGAAAUAAGAGAUUUAAGCUCCCAUAGAUGGAUGAGAAGAGCAUCAACAGAUCAAAGAUUAAUCAAUCCACAAAGAUUUAGCUAUCCACACUCCAUAUCGUCUCCUCUCCAUGCCUCAUCGACGCCAUCAAGAACGAGGCCUCCACCUCAAGUCAUUCGUUCUUCGAGUCCUCGAUACUCGAGAGAAGAAAAACACUCACCAUUGCCUAACUACAUGGCGGCUACUGAGUCUGCAAAGGCUAAGGCUCGAUGGCAUAGUGCACCAAGGCAAAGACCGAUGACACCGGAAAGGGAACAUAGUGUGGAUGGAUCGGUUGCUAGGAAGCGAUUGACCUAUAAAAAGGGUUAUGAGAGUCCAAGCUUCAAGAGUGUUAGUGGGGUGGUGGAAGAAGGAUCAAAUUAUUCUUCAUGUUGUACUACUUAUGAGAGUCUAGUUGGUGGAAAUAGUUCUCCUUCGUUUAAGACUGAUUUGAUCAAGAAAUGGUAUGGAAGAGUAGCUUAUUAAGUUUAGGGUUCAUGGAGAUGAUAUUUUCUUCAUGCAAUGGUUGUUUUGUUUUUGGAUAAAACUAACUUGAAUUGUCAUUGGAGGACUGCAUGAUUGUUUUGUUUUUGGAUAAAACUAACUUGAAUUGUCAUUGGAGGACGUGAGAAUCCUUAAAAGUAGUAUGGUUUCAAUUGAUUAUAAGAA